This is a messenger RNA of Phacochoerus africanus (Common warthog), 2604 nucleotides long. RefSeq names its product prion protein (gene PRNP). Gene Ontology annotation, biological process: protein homooligomerization. Bases 133 to 906 code for a protein of 257 amino acids. The record is from RefSeq and is a predicted model, not a curated record. The transcript has 2 exons. Lineage: Eukaryota; Metazoa; Chordata; Mammalia; Artiodactyla; Suidae. Gene Ontology annotation, cellular component: membrane.
AAGCGCCAGAGCGCGCGCGCGCCGCCGCCGCCUCCCUUCCCCGCCCGCGUGCCUCGCCAGCCCUCGGCGCCAGACACUGACAGCCCCGGAGCUGCGAGCGUCUUCUGUUCCAGCGGCGGCAGAUAAGUAAUCAUGGUGAAAAGCCAUAUAGGUGGCUGGAUCCUCGUUCUCUUUGUGGCUGCAUGGAGUGACAUAGGGCUCUGCAAGAAGCGACCAAAGCCUGGCGGAGGAUGGAACACUGGGGGGAGCCGAUACCCAGGGCAGGGUAGUCCUGGAGGCAACCGCUAUCCACCCCAGGGAGGGGGCGGCUGGGGACAGCCCCAUGGAGGUGGCUGGGGACAGCCCCACGGAGGUGGUUGGGGACAGCCCCAUGGUGGUGGCUGGGGACAGCCCCAUGGUGGCGGAGGCUGGGGUCAAGGUGGUGGCUCCCACGGUCAGUGGAACAAGCCCAGUAAGCCGAAAACCAACAUGAAGCAUGUGGCAGGUGCCGCUGCAGCUGGGGCAGUGGUAGGGGGCCUCGGCGGUUACAUGCUGGGGAGUGCCAUGAACAGACCCCUGAUACAUUUUGGCAGUGACUAUGAGGACCGUUACUAUCGUGAAAACAUGUACCGUUACCCCAACCAAGUGUACUACAGGCCAGUGGAUCAGUACAGCAACCAAAACAGUUUUGUGCAUGACUGCGUCAACAUCACCGUCAAGCAGCACACAGUCACCACAACCACCAAGGGGGAGAACUUCACCGAGACCGACGUCAAGAUGAUAGAGCGCGUGGUGGAACAGAUGUGCAUCACCCAGUACCAGAAAGAGUACGAGGCUUACGCCCAAAGAGGGGCAAGUGUGAUCCUCUUCUCCUCCCCUCCUGUGAUCCUCCUCAUCUCUUUCCUCAUUUUCCUCAUAGUGGGCUGAGGGUGGCCUUUCUGUCAGCAUCAUCUUCUUAAUCUUUAUCAGGUUGGGGGAGGGAAUAUCUACCUGCAGCCCUUUAGUGGUGGUGUCUUAUUCUUGCUUCUCUCUUCGGCACCCAUAGGCUAACAUCCAUGGCGCUUGUAGCACUGGAAAAGGAGAGUAGACCUGAGAUGUGAUGUAUUUAAGCCCCAUUUGAUUGAAUCCUUCAUAGGCCAGUGCUAGUGCUGGACUGGUAAGAGUGUAACAGCAAAUAAUCAUUGGUUUAUCUGGGCUCAUUUUUUGUCUGGUACAACAGAUUGAGGCUAAAACAAUUCUCAAAACAUACUUCAAGUACCUUUACCGAAAUACCUCCAGCUCCUUCUCCAGCUAGAGCUCAGUACACUAAUGCCCCGCCAUAGUAGUGAUUUUGUAGCAACUUUCCCAUUUAAGAAAACCUGACUACAUUUUCCUGUUCAAAUAGCAUUUCUACCAAGUUGGGGAGGAGGCCACAUAAUACUCAUUCAAAAAAAUGAAACUGGAAAUCCUUAGCUCCUGGGCCCAGGGUCAGCCCAGUGGAAAGCAUGUGUCCUGUGUCUGCAGAGAACUAAGGAUGUUUUGCAAUUUGCAGUACAGGUUACACAGCAGCUAUUGCAUCAAGAAUGGAUGUCUGUGCAACACUAGACUUCUGGGCAGAGGGCAUUUUCACAGGCAAUGAACAUAACUCACAUAAUAUGAAAGGCUCUGAAACUUAAAAAAUUCCCACCUGUGUGAGGAACCCUCAGAGGCAGCCUUCUGUUAUGGAUGUUUAAAGUACCUUCAUGGGGUAGUCCUUUCUUUAGUAAUACAAACUAUAGAUAAUUAAGGUAGUAGGACAUGAAACAAUCUUCUGGACAUUGAGAACAAAUCUCUUUUGUUUGUUUAUCUGGGAACCGGAGUGAUUUUGCCAUUUCUUGGAUGAAGCCAGGAGAUUUUAACAUAGAGGAAGCUGCAGCUAUAGAAACAUCAUAUUUAUUCAUUUGAUUGAGUCUUUCAUGGGCCAGUGCCGGUGUUGGGCUAGCAAGCAUGUAAUAGCAAAUAUAGAGGGUUAUGAAGAAAAUGAUUAGUGUACAAAAAAGAGAAAUGCUUACAUUUCUUUAUUGCUGUCUCAUAAUUGUCGAAAACCAGAAUUAGGUCCUCAAUUUCUAUAAUUGGCUUUUGAAUCAAAGAAUAGGGAGGCAUUCCCCUCAAAAAAGUUAGAGAUGAUAGACAUAUGAUCCGUUCAUAUUAGGAAAAGAAAUUCUGGUACUGUUAUUUAAAUAAGGUAAAAUUAUUCCCUGGAUUGUUUGGUGUUGUCACCUAGCAGAUAUACAUUACUCUUCUGCAUUGUUAUUGGCUUGCACUUUGUGGGUAUCCUAUGUAAAAAAAUACAUGUAUAUAUAUAUAUAUAUUGCAUAUGACAAACAGAGAUUUUGGUUAGAGCUGUUAACAUCUGAAUUAUCUAAUGCAUUACUUGUUUUUGUAAGGUACUAAAUAUUUAAUAAUACUUAAAGGAAACCUUUUUGUGUGGUCCUUCGGCUUACAAUGUGCACUGAAUAGUUUUGUAUAAGGAUCCAGAGUGGCAUUUGAAAUUCGCAUGUGCUUUAUAUUUUCUAUAUUUGUAACUUUGCAUGUACUUGUUUUAUUGUAUUAAAAGUUUAUAAAUGUUUACUAUCUGACUAAAAUUAAAACAGGAGCUACAAUGAG